Messenger RNA from Pieris macdunnoughi, 378 nucleotides. Lineage: Eukaryota; Metazoa; Arthropoda; Insecta; Lepidoptera; Pieridae. The record is from the annotation of a GenBank genome assembly.
AUGGCUUCGUCAAAUGGUAAGGAAAGUGCAAAAGUGACCGUUUCUAUGGAUAGUUUGAAAGUGUCAAGUAAGCAUACGUCUAAACAUGCGUCUUCUGAGUCUGUGCUAUCGAAGAAAGACAAAGAAUGUCUUCAAAUGCAGGAGUGUAAGAAGAAGUUAUUGGCUAUGGAACCACAGAUAAUAAUAAGAGAUGAAAACGUGGUGCUACGAUCUCCACCACAGAAGAAGAUUGUGAUGCCUCCACAGAUUAAUCCAGAGUUACAUUACGCAAGUGAGCUAUCCACAGCCUUGCAUUUUGCUCGAAUGGUGCCAAGGUCCUUCCCUGAACUUUGCACAAACUUUCCUUGCUCCCGCAAUGUGACGCAGCAACUUUACUAG